AUGACUCAUAAACUGCCACUAUAUACGCCAAAAAUAUCUCUCUAUUCGGAAGUAGAAUUGGACGAAUACUGUUAUUCCAAAGAUAUGAAUACUUUGGUUACAAAUUCGAAAUUACUAAUUCAUCCAUUAGAAAACUGUUCAUAUAAAAGUCAGAAUCAAAGAGUCAAACCAUCACACAGCAAAUACAUUUAUUCUGAUAGACCAAAAUUCCAACGGAGAAGCCACCGAUAUGUAAAAAAGCAAAAGAGCGCUAAAGUUGUGAAUCACUCGGCUUCUAAAAGUAUCAAAACACACGCUCCAAAGGAAAAAAACUUAAAUGGUUUUAUACAACAAGUCGAAACUCCAAUUGUUGAUACCCAAAUCAUACAACAAACACCACCUCCUGUUUCCCAAAUUUCACAACCAUCAAUUCCAAUACAACCAACACAAAAUGAUGAAAAUGUGCUCAGUGGAAACUUAGAUGUGAUACAAGACUCAACACCAUCUCAUCUGUUUAUACAAACACCCUUUUUCGAAUAUAAACCAAAUCAACAAUUUCAUAUUCAACAAAUACAACAAAAUGUCGGUGUUGCUGAUCAGUUAAAUUCUCAAUUCUUAACGCAAAUUCCAACAACACAACAGAACCAACAACAAGAAAUCACAUCUGUUUUUGAUACUGGUAUAAACCAAAAUACACCGUUUGUCAAUCAACAACCAACGGUUGUUCAACAACAAGCAAAUACGUCAAUUGGAACAGCUUUACCAACAAUGCCAGUCGCAAAUCAAAACACUCUUCCUGUCGAUGUUAUACAGAACAACAUCAAAAAUGUAUUUCAACAGAGUCAAAGUCAACAAGUUACCAACCCAUUCAUCAACCCAAAUGUGGACCCAAAUGCUAUUGUAGACAUACAACAAUACAAUAAUCAAAUAUUUAAUAAUACUUCUUCAUUGAUGCCAAAUCCAACUCAAAACGCACCACCAAUGAAUGUUCAACAAAAUACUUUUCAACAAAAUUCUCUUCAACAGAGUCAAAGUCAACAACAAGUAACCAUCCCCAUAACUGAUACAAAUGUGAACCAAAACACGGUUGUUCAACAACAAACAAGCCAACCAAUUGGAACAGCUUUACCAACAAUGCCAGUCGCAAAUCAAAACACACUUUCUGUCGAUGUUCAACAAAAUCCUCUUCAACAGAAUGUUUUCCAACAAAGUCAACCACAAACAUAUCCUCCUGUUAUCAACCAAAAUGGUAAUCAAAAUACACUUAUUAUGGAUAACCAAAACACUUUUGUUCAACAACAAGGAAACCAACCAACCGGGAUAGACACAAUGCAAAGUACAAAUCAACAUCCACUUUAUGUUACAUCAGCACCGGGUAUUGUCAUAGAACUAAACAAAAAUACGAUGACAACAACCGAAGACAAUACUCUAAGGAAUCCAGAACAAGUAAACCAAUACAAUACAGAAUGUGUCCCAACAAAUGAGGAAUUGGAAGCCUUUUAUCAUGGACGACCAAUAGAUACCCGACAAAAUGAAGUUAAUGGUGCAAUGAAAGAAGAUGUAAUAAAACGAGGAUUUUCUUCCCUUGACAUCAAUGAAAUGUUUUAUCAUAGAUAUUCGAAAUAUUAUUAUAUCGAUUGGAAAACAAAACAACUGUUUUAUCAUAUUGGACCAAUUGAAAACACCCCUCGGGUACUUAAAGAAUUGAGUUAUUCGGAAUAUUAUUAUCUUAAACUCUACGAUGGAGUCAUUGAUGAUGAACUGUUUGGAAAAGUACGUAACUUCUAUAAAAGAGAUCAAACAAUCGACUUAACCGAACUUAUUCAGGACAAACAAAAAGAAAAAACAUAUGGCGGCCACUCUGUAUUCGCGUUCUUGUAUGGAAAUAAAAUGGAAAUGGCUAAUUAA
Messenger RNA from Entamoeba invadens IP1, 1887 nucleotides. RefSeq lists its product as hypothetical. NCBI's taxonomy places the organism in Eukaryota, Evosea, Mastigamoebida, Endamoebidae. The record is from RefSeq and is a predicted model, not a curated record. The coding region runs from base 1 to 1887 and encodes 628 amino acids. The transcript has a single exon.